AUGAUCAACGCCUUUCUGGUCUUUAAUGGCCAGGGCCAGCCACGGCUGACCAAGUUCUACACGCAGCUCGACACGAGUAUACAGCAGCGCCUCAUAUCCGAAAUCUUCACCCUCGUCUCCAACCGGCCAGCCGGCUCCUGCAACUUCCUCCCGCUCCCUCCCCUCCUCGCCGCUUCCGGAACCUCCCACUCGUCCGGCGACCAGCAGCACAACGACGUCCCUUCGCUCGUGACGUACCGGCACUACGCGACGCUCUUCUUCAUCGUCAUCUCCACGUCCACCGAGUCGCCGCUCGCCCUCAUCGACCUGAUCCAGGUGUACGUCGAGGCGCUGGACAAGCUGUUCGAGAACGUGUGCGAGCUGGACCUUAUCUUCAACUUUGAGAGCCUGCACGCCGCCCUGUCCGAGAUGAUCGUCGGUGGCGUGGUGAUAGAGACGAACCUCGACAGGAUCGUCGCGGGGGUCAAGGCCCAGGGUACGGUGGCGAAACGGCCAGUCAACGAGUCUAGGAGCACGGGGCUGGGCGCUGGCCUCGGUAUGGGCGGGAACUUUGUCUGGGCUGGGAGAUGA
Molecule: messenger RNA, 570 nt
Organism: Diaporthe citri
Lineage: Eukaryota; Fungi; Ascomycota; Sordariomycetes; Diaporthales; Diaporthaceae
Exons: 2
Coding region: 1-570 (189 amino acids)
Biological process (GO): protein transport; vesicle-mediated transport
Cellular component (GO): intracellular membrane-bounded organelle
Source: RefSeq, a predicted model, not a curated record